Molecule: messenger RNA, 330 nt
Organism: Lactuca virosa
Lineage: Eukaryota; Viridiplantae; Streptophyta; Magnoliopsida; Asterales; Asteraceae
Source: the annotation of a GenBank genome assembly
AUGGGGACCGGAAACGGUGUUCCUCCCGUUAUACCGGCAUUAUUAGGUCGCCUCAUCGGAAAAACGGCAACCAUAAAUAGUCGUCUUAAAAAUUAUAGGGUCAAAAGGCACCCCCUCCUCCCCCACACCCAAUUGCAAAACGACAACGUUCGGUUGCCUCCGCCUCUUCCCACACCUCUCACUCUCGUAGUCGCAGGUCCCAAGGGUCUCUCUCCUCCGAAGAACCGCCGGUCACUGACACUGCUAUCCACCUUUCAUACCAUUCAUUUCGUCAUUUUCAUCGUCGGACCAAAGAAUCGUGUCAUCUUCUGUGCGCCAAUUACUUCAUGA